Prunus persica (peach) is the source of this 4394-nucleotide messenger RNA. Its product is annotated as mucin-3A-like. Gene Ontology annotation, cellular component: plasma membrane. Lineage: Eukaryota; Viridiplantae; Streptophyta; Magnoliopsida; Rosales; Rosaceae. The record is from RefSeq and is a predicted model, not a curated record. The transcript has a single exon. The coding region runs from base 469 to 3399 and encodes 976 amino acids.
ACAACUUAAUUAACAAAUCUGUCGUACUUUUUUUUUUCUUUUCAUAUGUUCUUAUAUAUACAUAUGUAUUUUGAUCAAUCUAUCUUCAAACAGAAAUUGAGGUAACUUAUAUAAUACGAACAAAAAAAAAUGACACAUCAAUAUGUGAUAACAUGUAAGCCGCUGAUGUCCUCCAAAACAAUGGUCUUGUUUCUGAGAUAACAUCUAUUUUUAGGCAUUAAGUACGAAUACCAAUACUAGGACUGAAUCUGAUGACAAACUUAGAAAUCAAAUUCAACAUCUAUAAUCUAUUUUAAGACAUUAAGUGGGAGGAAGUGCGAAUCCAUUGUCAACUGGGACUGACUCUUCCUACAAACUUAGCAAUCAACUUUACCAACCAUCUUUCUGCAUCAUUUUCAACCAAGGAAAACAUGUUCCUGCAAAUCUGGCAGGACGAAGACUUGCUCUUCCUCAAACACAUAUAAAUAGAUGCCUUUUGAAUCCACUCGUUCAAAUUCCUUGCCUGAUCGUUUGCUUCUCUGUGAAAUCAAGAUGCAUCAUACCAGGCUCAACACACCCAUUACUUAUUUCUUGCUCUCUUUCUUUUUCCUUUUGUUUUCUUCAUCGACUGCUUACAACAUCACCGAAGUUCUAAACAAGUAUCCUGAUUUCAGCAUCUUCAAUGACUACCUCACCAGAACCAAAGUUUCUAACCAGAUCAAUGAACACAGAAUUAUGACGGUCCUCGUGGUAAAAAAUGCGGCCAUGUCAUCUUUAGUAGGGAAAUCAAUAGACGUGAUCAACAAGGUGAUGCGCAUCCACGUAUUUCUGGACUACUAUACCCUCAACAAGUUCAAGAGCUUGCCUACUUCACAGCCUGCCCAACUGACCACACUGUUUGAAUCUCCUGACCAACACCGCUACCUAAACGUCACAAAUGGGGCCACCGUCUCAAUUGUUUCCGCUGCUGGUUCAGAGAAAGUAGAGGUAGUUCGAGAUAUUUCUCCUGACGACAUUUAUAAGACAUCAAUUGUGGAAGUUAGCAAUGUAAUUCUACCUUCAACCUUAAGUACUUCACCAAGAUUACCUUCUCCAUCAUCACCAUCUCUGACAGUAGCGUCAUCACCUUCUCCAACAAUAGCUUCAUCACCUUCUUCAUCAACCUUCAACAUCACAAAAUUUUUAAACAACUAUCCAGAUUUCAACCAAUUCAAUACCUACCUAACUGAAACCCAAGUUUGUGAUCAGAUCAAUGCACUCUCAACUGUCACGGUCCUUGUGGUCAACAACGCCUCUAUGUCUUCUUUAGUAGGAAAAUCAACUGAGUUUAAGAAAAAGGUGCUAAGCCUCCACGUUGUUAUGGAUUACUAUACCUCCCAAAGUUUCCACAACCUGCCUAGUUCGCAGACUACCCAACUGACCACACUGCUCCAAUCUUCUUUCCAAUCAAUUGGCUUUCAAGGUUUGUUGAAUGCCACAAAUGGGGACACGGUCUCAAUUCUUUCAGCUGUUGGUUCUGACAAAGUAGAGGUAGUUAAAGAUAUAUUUACUGAGAAUUCAAAAAUAUCAGCGGUGCAAAUUAGCAAUCUAAUUGUUCCUUCAGACUCAACUUCAUCACCUUCAACACUUUCUCCAUCAGUACCUUCUCCAUCCCCGUCUUCUUCAUCAUCUGCUUUCAAUAUCACCCAAAUUCUAAACAAGUACCCAGAAUUCAGCAUAUUCAACGACUACCUGACACGAACUCAAGUUUCUAACCAGAUCAAUGAACGUAGAACCCUCACGAUCCUCGUGGCCAACAACGAAGCUAUGUCCUCUUUAGUAGGACAACCAAUGGACGUGAUUAGAAAGGUGUUGAGCCUCCAGGUUGUCCUGGACUACUAUAACGUCCAAAAGUUACACAACUUGCCUGUUUCGAAGCCCACUCGAAUAAUCACACUGCUCGAAGCUGCUGACAAACCAAGUGGCCAACAAGGCUUUGUGAACAUCACAAAUGGGGACACUAUCUCGAUUGUUUCAGGUGCUGGUUCUGACCAAGCACUAGUCAUUCGAGAUGUUGUUGCUGAUGAGCUUUUUACUAUAUCAGUGGUGCAAAUUAACAAGGUAAUAGUGCCUUCAGGCUUAACUUCACCACCUUCAUCACCCUCUUUAUCACCUUCUCCGUCAAUACUUUCAUCACCUUCUUCCUCAACUUUCAACAUUACAAAAAUUCUAAACGAUUAUCCAGAAUUCAGCCAAUUCAAUACCUACCUGACCGACACCCAAGUUUGUGACCAGAUCAAUGCACGUACAACUGUUACGGUCCUUGUUGUCAACAAUGCCGCCAUGUCUUCCUUAGUAGGAAAAUCAACUGAGAUUAAGAAAAGGGUACUAAGCCUCCACAUUAUUACGGAUUACUAUACCUCUCAAAGUUUCCACAACUUUCCUACUUUGAAGACCACCCAAUUGACCACACUGCUCCAAGAUUCUUUUCAAUCAAAUGGGUUUCAAGGUUUGUUGAAUGCCACAAGUGGGGAUGCGGUCUCGAUUGUUUCUGCUGCUGGUUCUGACAAAGUAGAAAUAGUUAAAGAUAUAUUUACUGAGAAUUUGAAAAUAUCAGUAGUGCAAAUUAACAAUCUAAUUGUUCCUUCGGACUCAACUUCACCUUCUUCAUCACCUUCUCCAUCGGAGUCCUCUCCUUCAGUACCUUCUUCAUCAGCUCCUUCUUCAUCAGCUGCUUUUGACAUCACCAAAAUUCUAAGCAGCAACUCAGAUUUCAACCUCUUCAACAACUACCUGACUCAAACCCAAGUUGCUAACCAGAUCAAUGAACACAAAACCAUGACAGUCUUCGUGGUCAACAAUGGCGCGAUGACCUCAUUAGUAGACAAACCAAUGGAGAUUAAGAAAAAGGUCCUAAGCCUCCAUGUUAUCAUGGACUAUUAUACUGUCCAAAAGUUCCAUAACUUGCCUGUUUCGCAGCCCACUCGAAUAAACACACUGCUCCAAGUUACUGACGAACCAAGUGGCCAACAAGGCUUCGUGAACAUUACAAAUGGUGACACAAUCUCAAUUGUUUCAUCUGCUGGUUCUGACCAAGCAGUGGUUGUUCGAGAUGUUGCUGAUAAAACUAAUACCAUAUCUGUGGUGCAAAUUAGCAAUCUAAUACUGCCUUCAGGCUUAAUUGCACCGACUUCAUCACCUUCUCCAUCAACUUCUUCAAACCCAAGUAAGUUGCGAGCUGCUGCACCAGUCCAGGCUCCAUCUAGCAGCAUUGCAUCAGCACCAAACCUGGGCGGCGCACCAUUGUCAAAUGCACCAAACAUGGGCAGCGCACCAUUGCCAAACGCACCAAACAUGGGCAGCACACCAAUGACAAACGCACCAAACUUGGGCCAGUAUACCAUGGGCCAAACGCACCAAACAUGGGCAACGCACCAUUGACAAACGCACCAAACAUGGCCCAGUGCACCAUGGCCACAUGCACCAAACAUGGGCAGCGCACCCAUUGUCAAACACACCAACCAUGGGCAUCGCACCAUUGUCGGAUGCACCAAUAUCCGACCCCACCAAUGAGUGUGGCUCUUUCACCUGAGUCACCAUUGUCGAAUGCAUUUGCUGCAGGCCCACAGUCAUCUGGGACUCCUGCAAGGUUUUCUAUUAAUUGUGCUUCUGUGCUAACCAUAAUUUUGGUGUCCACUUUGCCUCUAAUUUCCGUGAUACAGAUUUGAGUUAGAAGAAACAUCAGGUUCAUGACCAUAGAAUAAGGAAGAAGAGUCACAUGGUAAAGUAGGUGAUUUGAUUUUUUGUUCUUGGUGUAUGCAGCUUUCAGUUGUAUUGUAUUAAUUAGUUUCUAGGGAUGCAAGUUAGUGUUUUUCAGUUCAUGUACUCACUUUGGCUCUGUUUUGCAAGAACCAGACAACUUUAGCAAUAAAAUGUCCUCAUUGCUUUUCAUUGUCUUUCCCCUUUCUCUCUUCCUCUCCAAGGUUUUCAAAUGGUAUCAGAAUCCAGAGCCAUUGUUGACACACAUGAUCUCAAAGUUCCCAUAGGUCAAGCAUUAGAUCAAUCUAAGAUCAAUUUUCCACUAGUCAUUUGAUUAAUUGAAAUCAAAUUCUGAAAUUGAUACUGAAAGAUUUUUAUUUAGGGAUUUAGGAAUUACCUCUUAUGGCUUGGUCUAAUGUCUCACCAGAAGCCGCUGCUCUGCUCAGCCACACCACAAAGAUUCAUAUUCUGGUAAGAGGAUUUUCGUCUGCUCAGCCAAACCACAAAGCUUCAUAUUCAUAUUCUGGUAAGAUGAGUGGUAUAAUGGAAAAGAAUGUGAUGAAGCUAUGAAUGAUGGUACUGUAAUUACAGGAAGAAACAUUAUCAGAUCGUAUAGUUCAAAGUUCAGCAGAUGAUCAGCAAGAUGAUACUGGCAAGAUAAUUAACGAACCAUAUGG